UCAUGUACACGGCGGAGACCCUCUCCAAGGGCAAGAACCGCGUCAUGGGGACCAUCCAGAUCAUGACGGGAUUCCUGCACAUCGGCUUCGGGAUCGUCCUGACCACGCUCACCAACCUCUACACCUCAGUGUUCGUCAUCGGAGAGAUCCCGUUCCUGGGCGGCGUGUCGUUCAUCAUCUCCGGCUGCCUCUCCAUCGGCGCCGAGAAGAGCCCCACGGAAUGCGCGGUGAAGGGCAGCCAGACCAUGAACGUCAUCAGCGCCAUCUUCGCCCUGCUGGGCAUCGUGGCCUUCAUCGUCGACCUCAACCUCAACGUGCUCUACCACUCCAACCUUGACUACCACGGAUACCUCGUCCUGCUCGCAGGGAACGGGAUUUCCAUUGUGCUCCUCAUCUUCACCGUCCUGGAAUUCUGCAUCGCCGUGGCCACUGCCAACUUCUGGUGCCGGGCCACCCGGCUCAGCUCCAACGAGUCCAUGCUGAUCGUCCCCAGUGCCACCCGUGUGGACCUGGCCGUGCCGCCGGCGGAGCUGCCACAGCCACCCAGCUACACCGAGCUGGCUGCUCCUGAAGUCUGACACCGGAAUGGGAUCCUGCCUCCAUCGCUCCCAAAUCCAGGGCUACGGCAUCGUCUUCCCGCUGGGAUACGCUGGUCCCACCCCUCCAAAAGCCAGCGAGCCCCUCCCCAAAUUCCCACUCUCCUGCCCAUCCAUCUGCCCCCGUGCCUGGUCUGAGGGGCAUUCCUUGCUGGCUGCUUUGGGAAGGGGCUUCUCCGUGCGGGACUCUUGCGGAAUUCCCGCCCGUAAAUCCCCAGUGGGAUUCUGGGAUUCACUCGUGUCAGGAUUCAGGACUUCCCGGGGUUCCGGUGGCUUGGAGCAAUCCCGACGUGUGGAUCCACCGGACCGUCUACCUCGGCUUGUCCCGCGUUGGCUUGGUUUUAUCUUGGGAAUAAACGCUCGG
Manacus vitellinus (golden-collared manakin) is the source of this 960-nucleotide messenger RNA. RefSeq names its product membrane-spanning 4-domains subfamily A member 12. The record is from RefSeq and is a predicted model, not a curated record. Gene Ontology annotation, biological process: cell surface receptor signaling pathway. Bases 3 to 578 code for a protein of 191 amino acids. Lineage: Eukaryota; Metazoa; Chordata; Aves; Passeriformes; Pipridae. Gene Ontology annotation, cellular component: plasma membrane. The transcript has 8 exons.